CCUUCAAAAUAGAUACCUAUUUACGUCUUCACAUUUAGAGACUAGUUGUUUUCGACCAACAAUGCCACUGAAAUUAUAUUUCCAUACAAACGUAAUUUUUGCAACCAGGAUGAAGAUACUAGUCUAUUCCUAAUGUAGACAUCGUGAACUCUCGGGGGUAAACAUUAACCCACUGCAAGUUGAACUCUCCACAGAUCAGGACACAACACCAUGUCAGGUAUUGGAAGGCUUUCUACCAACGGCUCGGUGCUGUUGCUGUGUGACAUGCAGGAGAAAUUCAGGCCCAAUAUCUUCCAGUUCACCAACAUAGUCAGCAAUGCUGCACGAUUGCUUCAGGCCAGUCGUAUCCUGGGAAUCCCCCCCAUUGUCACUGAGCAGUACCCCAAGGGCUUGGGCCCCACAGUGCCAGAGCUCGGUGCAGAAGGGCUCACAGCACAUGCCAAGACCAAGUUCACCAUGAUGACGGAGGAGGUGGAGAAGGAGAUGCUCGCUCUGGGGAACCCCAAGCAGGCCAUCCUCUGUGGGAUCGAGACCCAGGCGUGUAUUGCGUGCACAACCUUUGACCUUCUAGAGAAGGGAAUAGAGGUCCACAUCGUGGCAGAUGCCGUCUCCUCCAGAAGCCAGACGGACCGUCUGUUCGCCCUCUCUCGUCUGAGGCAGAGUGGGGCUUUCCUCACCACCACCGAGGCCGUCCUGCUGCAGCUGGUCCAAGACGCCAAACACCCCAAAUUCAGGGAGAUACAAAAGCUGAUGGCCCAACCUUCUCCCGAUACUGGCCUGCUUGCGUUCUUCAGCUCCCUGUAGAGAAUCCAACCAGUCAUCAAACACUGUUUAUAACCUAAGCAAUAAAAUGCUGCUAUUUGAACCUGUCCUUUAUUUGUUUGAACUCAACGUUAAUAUCUAAAGCUAGUAAAUAGCAAAAAAUUAAGAACCGGUCUUCUUGGUUGAUCGUUUGAGGUAGUUAUGAAAGAGUGUACCAUAAAGAGCAUAGCUCUAAGCUGAAGAGCUUCAUAAUAUCAUUUACAGGGGUCCUAAACACUAAACUUUUCAUGAACAGUCCCGAGUCCUACAUGACACAUUGCCCCAACACCAGACAACCAGACGAGCCAAUCAAACAUCCUUUGUGUUUUUCUUUUUAUUUGAUAAAUUUCUUUUGAUCUUUUUUUUUUAUUUUACUUUUCAAAUGUGAAUGUUCACAGUCAACACCACACAUAGUUAAAUCUUACCCGAUAAAAGAUUUUCUUUUCACUGAUAUAAAAUAAAUUCAAACUAAAUUAAAAGAACAGCAUGGAGCAUGU
Gadus chalcogrammus (walleye pollock) is the source of this 1298-nucleotide messenger RNA. RefSeq names its product isochorismatase domain containing 2 (gene isoc2). NCBI's taxonomy places the organism in Eukaryota, Metazoa, Chordata, Actinopteri, Gadiformes, Gadidae. The record is from RefSeq and is a predicted model, not a curated record. Gene Ontology annotation, cellular component: cytoplasm. The coding region runs from base 211 to 804 and encodes 197 amino acids. The transcript has 6 exons.